CAAAAUUGCUCACGGCAUAGUGCACAGUCGCAAUUAAAAAAUGCAUCACAUUUCGACAGGUCUUUAUUUUGCGAUUAUGAGGAUAAAGCGCAAGAUUUCUAUCCAUUCAGGAAGGAUGCCCAGUUUGUAAUGAUACAUACAGUGCAUACGUCAUUGAAAACAAGGCGUGUACGUGUCUGUCAUACUGUUAUGUGUUUAUGUACAGUGUAUAGAAGUCUGUCUUUGGCCACAAAUCAUGCUAAUGUCCUCCAAUUGUGUCAAAACAGCGGUAUUUGGGAAAAGGUUCCAUUAGCUUGAUUUUCUGAGUCGUGUCAACUUGCAGUAUCGCCCAGACUCGUUGUCGUGACUUGAAGCACGUCCGCAGUAUACCCCCCGCGUCUUCGUUGUGGUGGUGAGAAAAAAAAUUAACCGAAAUAUGAUCUCAUUUUAUGAAAACGCUGCUCUGAUUCAUACAAGGCAGGAUAUGUCGGCUUGCCUGUUCUCAUAUAGCUUAGAAAGACUCUUGUUCUUUGUAUUGGCAUAGGAAUAAGAAAAUAAAUUGAAUCAAAGGACCUCUGCCAAAACUCGAUUUCACCCGGCCGUUUUUUUUUUUUGCAUAUAGGCAUCAGCUCAUUUCUAUGUUUGGUCUAAUCAUGGAGGAACUUGAAGGAAUGAUAUAAUGUAGAAUAAUAUACAAUCCGCACUUCACAACGUAAGUAUCGGCACUUGAGUGCGAGAUACUGACACGUUUCCAAAAGAGAAGUACAUAGCUCCCUACUUUAUCCAGCUUGGGCUCCACUCUAACCACAACAGAAUGCGCCGUUUUCACUCGAUUUGCUCAUGUUAUUCUCAUCGAGUCCUGCAUGACGAUCAGAGUCCAACCAUACACAGUAGAAAAGCGGACAAGAAAUACAAGACCAGAGUCAGACCCGCCACAAACCUCCCGAUCCACACUGAAUCUCACCUGGCCCUUGUACAUGUACAGGUGCUCACAAUAAGCGCACUCGACGGUUCCUAUGGUAGCCGCGGUUCGGUAGUGCGUCGCUACUGUAGCCUGUGUUUACCUUGAAAUUGUUGGUAUCGAGUCCAGCGUGAUAAAUCACAAUUACCCCCUGCCGGACAAUUACUUCUGUCAAAAUCUGAACUUCGCAGUCGAGAUGAAUGAGAUGAAGCAUUAUGGUUCCUUUCGUUGUUAAGCACGACUUCACUGUCCAAAAGAACCGGUGGAACCGCUCAACAAUGCUGGACGACACUAUGACAUCUUUAGGCAAUGCUAAGAGUUUGAGCUUUAAGGACACAGUGAAACUACGAACGGGACUCAUUUUUUCGUCAGAUUUGUGUAUUCCCAUAGCCACCCUCAUGGUGCCUUAGUAACGCCACGCCCACCAUCACCGCACCCCCCAAAAAUGAAACCGACAUCCAAGAAGCCAUCCAGUGCGCCUGCGCGGAUAUCGGCCAAAGAUGACAUCUGGAAGGACAUCCACGACUGGGCCAAACCGAGCGGAUCACGUGGGGAGGAUGGGGCAGAGUACGAAGGGGAGGGGACGGCCAUGAUUGGCUCCCAACUGAAGGACAACGUCACCGAGCAACGCAUGCUGGAAGGGCGGCUCUUGGACCUGUCUAAGGAGAGGUAUAAGUUCAUCGUCCAGGUUGCGUGGCAACGAAAGGCCUUUGUAGAUCGUCAAAAGGCCAAAACUGGGGUCAUGAAAGACUUGCUGAAUGGGAUAGACACCUCGCAAGUGGCCACUGGUAAGGGCAAGAACUACAAUGCCCGCAUGCACGCACGACAUGACACUUACAAGGAACUUGUGCUCAAAACGUACGGAGAAGAACAGAAGAGUAAACAAUCCUCCACGCCGAUGAAGGACGACUGCUCAGAGGGGGGUCUGCUGGAGAUGAAACCCAUCUUUCCUAACCCUAUUCGUCCUGUAUUCAAGACGGAGGUCCCUUCUUCAUUGGGCAGCCAGCGAUUCAAUCAAGCGCGUCACUUAAUGCUGGACCGACGGAAAAACGCUGGCGUGAAUUUCCCUUCCAUCGAAGCGAGUCCCGCCAGCAGCGUCGGGGGCCGAGUCUCGGGCCGUGGUGGUGUCCGGAGCCAGGGCCUCAUCACACAACGCCAGAGCACGCCGGCCAACUUCCUCCGGCGGGACGUCCACAAAAUGGUCUCGCAGUUGGGUGAGUUACGGGAGACUAAGUCAGCCAGCAGUAUCCCUAAGUACCUGAAGUACCGGGCAGUCUACGACGGCCGGUUUAACCGCUUGGAGAAGGUGCUUUGCAAGCCGUACACGGGGACCGAGAUGGAUAGCAUGAGAAGUCUCCUACGGACUCUACCACCGGCACCUGCUCCCUCAUCACCUUCUCCAGCGCCAGCUAGUGAUGCGUGAGUGAGUUCACCAGGGUAUAUGUGCUGGAAUUCAUCAGAUGACCGGUUAUCCACUACAAUUAUUACUGGGCAUUGUGGCAGAGAUGUGAAACCUCAAAUUUCGAAACGUCAAGUAUAAGUAUUAUGAAGAAGGGCAUUACAUGUGUUAACUAUGUCAACUGAAAUUGCGCAGUAAUACAGUUUAACCCAGUUUAGAACCCUUCUAUAAAAGUGAAUGGCAAUAGGUGUAGCUAAAUGUGGAAUGACAUCUUGGGUAAGUGUCCACGCUGCAAGUUUUGGUGCUAAUGACUGACGUCAAAUGCCAUGUCUAACAGUCGACGUAUCAGCCAUUAUUUACUGAAUGACGAACACGGUAAGAUCAUGAGCCGGGAUACUGUAUGAUGUCAUAAGAAGUUGCAUCAAAUUUUCUCCGGGAAAAAUUGAAGAACUGAUCAGAAAAUACAUGAGACUUCUAAUAACAAUUUAUUUUCAUAAUUUGUUAAAAACCCAUGUACUGAACGAAGUACAUUGAUUUGUACUCAAAUACUGCACUGCUAUUGUUUGAAGCGAUGUGAACAACGAAAAACAAGAAAAAAGAUUAAUGAACUUUUUCAGUUUAUUCACGCUGACAUUUACAUGGGAUACACACAAAAUGGGUCGAAAAAUAAUUAGUGACUAUAUGCUAAAAGUCUCUUCUGAAAGUCAAGUUUAUAAAAGUUGCAAAUCUUAAUUAUAUGUUGCUUGAUCAUUGAUUCAUUUUCAAGACCUAAGGAGAGAGGAAAUAAUGGCACAGAAGGUAAUUAAAAUUAGUGAUAUUGAUAGGUCUGAUAGUGCUUUGAUCUUAUAAACAAAAGUGAACCCAUAACACUUUUUUUAAACCAGAAAAUUACAUCACAUUGCAUGCCAUGACGACAGCAUCGUUUAGAGGCGUGUAUGCCGAAUGAGAUAUUACAUAAUUUGAUCUUUAUUAGUAAUAUUUACCCAUACAUGCAUUUUAAACGAAAUAAAUCUUCUAAAAGAAUUUACACCAUUAUGGGCAUUUUAUGAUUUAUUUCAGUUUAUGGUUAAUUAAUGGUUUAUUUCAGUAUUUCACGCAAAUCACAUUUUUUUACCCAACAAGUUCACCGAAUAACGAAGCAAAGCCAUGUAUGUUCAAUAUCAGUUCUGACUCAGUAAUACAUGCUUUUAUAACUUAAAAUCUAAAUAUAGGACAAGUAAGACUUGAGGGUUUGCACUGUAGGAGGCUUGUGGGCGCACCAUUUUAGGGGAAUACCUUUUUAAAGCUUUUGACUUACUGACUGGUGAUGUAAAUGUAUGGCACGUGUUAUACAAUAAAGGCCUCAAUCAAAUGAGAGCGCUUUAUAUAAGA
Molecule: messenger RNA, 3710 nt
Organism: Acanthaster planci (crown-of-thorns starfish)
Lineage: Eukaryota; Metazoa; Echinodermata; Asteroidea; Valvatida; Acanthasteridae
Source: RefSeq, a predicted model, not a curated record